ACCCGCAUUACAGGCAAUGAGCGCCUGACGAGCCAGCCUGUGUACAUAGGAGUUUUAGUGCCGCUCUCUCGAGUUCCUAUAAAAGGCACUGCACUGAGGCAGUUAGUGUCAUUAGAGCUCAAGUAAAUCUAGAAAUCGCACGCGUACAAAUACACUAUCUAGCUAAAUACGCUUUAGAAAACGUGAAUCGAACAUAGUGAAUGUGUUAAACAUAGCUGCGCUUCAAAUUUUCCGAUAAUUUACGAGAAGUUCUAAAUUUUCAUAAAAGCAAUAUGCAAGGAUAUAGAACGUACAACAUCGAUGCGCAUCAUGCGUCACAUCACCACGACAGCACCAGCGCAGAACAAAAGCCGUUAGUUGUGGAUUUAAUGGCCACACAAUACGCGAAAUCACAAACACCGCCGCCAUCACCAAACGAAUGCCACUCCAGCCCGGACACAUCGCUGAACAGCAGUCGCACGAGCGGCGAAAUCCCCUCAGAUCCAUCAGUCCGCCGUUAUCGCACCGCCUUCACUCGCGAUCAACUAUCCCGCCUGGAAAAGGAAUUCUUCAAAGAGAACUAUGUCUCGCGUCCACGCCGUUGCGAGCUGGCCGCACAACUUAACCUGCCCGAGUCUACAAUCAAGGUGUGGUUCCAAAAUCGCCGCAUGAAGGACAAGCGUCAACGCAUUGCCGUCGCAUGGCCCUACGCCGCCGUCUACUCAGAUCCCGCAUUCGCCGCCUCGCUACUACAAGCAGCCGCCAACAGCGUGGGCAUGCCUUAUCCACCCUACGCAGGACCCGGCGCGAAUCACAUGCUAGCCGCCUCCGCCAUGCCAAUGUCCAGCCACUACGCGCCCUACCGCUACAGCCCCUACCAGCUGCCAACAGCGCGUCCAGUGCCACCGCCAGCAAUGCAACCACAUCUCCACGGCAUGCCAGCACAUACAGCCGCCGCAGCAGCUGCGGCUGCCGCUAUGCACAAUGCUCCACUGGCCGCCGCUGCAGCCGCCGGCUAUCCGAGCAUGUUGAGCGCCGCCAUGGCACCACACCAGGGCUAUGCCGCCAUGGCCGCUAUGCCAUCAAAGCAACACACACCGCCACUUGAUCUACAAUCGUCCGCAUCGCCAAAUUCCUCAACGCUCUCGCUGAGCCCCGCCGGUUCGGAUCACACCAAAGUAUUUGAUCGCACACCAGCCACCAACGCCACCAUUGCAAUGCCAAGAUCCAGCGGUGGUAGCAGCAGUGCUGAAUAUAUCAACGUGACGCAUGAGAGCAGCACCGGCGGCAACAUCACCGGCGGCAAUAGCACUUUGUAUCGCAGCGAAAGCGCCCUCACAGCACACUCACUGCCCGCCACCAUCAACGAAAUUAAUCAUCACCUGACCGCCACACAGUCGGUUGGACUUUUGAUGACCAGCAACAGCAACUGUAGCAACAAUAACAAUAACAACAACAACAACGUGAGCCUCAGCAACAGUAAUAAGCGUCCCGCAGCCUCAUUCUCGCCCACACAAACCGUUAUUGCCGAACCGAAACCGAAGCUCUUCAAGCCCUACAAAACAGAGGCUUAA
Rhagoletis zephyria (snowberry fruit fly) is the source of this 1553-nucleotide messenger RNA. It is a transcript of the gene eve, whose product is annotated as homeobox protein even-skipped. The record is from RefSeq and is a predicted model, not a curated record. Gene Ontology annotation, cellular component: nucleus. Gene Ontology annotation, biological process: regulation of transcription by RNA polymerase II. Gene Ontology annotation, molecular function: RNA polymerase II cis-regulatory region sequence-specific DNA binding; DNA-binding transcription factor activity, RNA polymerase II-specific. Lineage: Eukaryota; Metazoa; Arthropoda; Insecta; Diptera; Tephritidae.